UACCUUACCCACCCACGGCAGGUACCUCCCUCUGAACAUCGUUGCGGGCAAAUACCGAGCAUGGAUGUGGUUAGGUCAUUGAUGCAACACCUAGCCUCUUCAUUUGUAUAUACAUAUACAUAUAUAUAUAUAUAUGUGUGUGUGUGUAUCCGUCUUUCCACAAUGAUCUUAUCCAUAGCUUUCGUACACUGUGCCGUGGUGACGCCGGCGAGAACACCGAGAUUCCCAAAGUAAAAGGAAAGAAAGAAAGAAAGAAAAAAGAAGAAAAAAGCCAUGACAGCCCGACUGCGAAAACAGCCGCGACACGGCCCCUUCCGCCGACACAGCAACGGCGGCAGUGAGGAUCGGCUCGCAGGCAUCGAGAUGGCGCCCUUCAACAGCUCCCGCCGCGCCAGCAGCAACAGCAGCGUCGCCACCAGCGAGACGUCGUCGCCGCCGCCACCGCCCUACUACAGCAGCAUCAACACCGGCCCCAGCACCAGCAAUCCCACAGCUGCCGCCGCGGCAUUCAUCCCCACCGUGCAGCUGCAGAUCGAGGCGGUCGGCCGGCCCGUGCUGUCGCUGCCGCUCCCGCGCGUGCGCCUGUUUCUGCCCUCGGCGGCGGCGGCGUCGCAUGCCCAUGCGAGUGCGAGUGCGAGUGCGAGUGCGAGUGCGAGUUCAAACACAGCAGACACGUCUUCACUGCCCUAUGACAAUGAUGAUGACAACAACAACACGUGCAGCUUCGCUGCCGACGACGCACUGCCGCAGCAGCAACCCUGCUGGGACGACUUCGAGCUCACGUCGGCCGGCCUGCUCACGCGCGCCGUCGUAUUCCGCACCCGCCUGGGCACGUUCGCGUGGCGCUAUGCCGGGCGUCGCGAGCGCAGGCACUUUUUCCACUCCCACUUCCAGUCCAGCACAUCGUCGCAAUCACCGUCGCCACCAUCCUCGUUUUGGAGUAGCAGUGGAAGUGGCAGCCUGCUAGUGCUCGAACGGGUCGUCAGGGUCGCGCGGGCACAGAACCACCACAACGGAGCAAAGGUAGAUGACGAAGAACUGCGCACGCCCGUGGCGUACCUCGCGCGCAACGCCGCCCUGCGCACCCCCGGCAGCAGCGCCGGCAGCGCCGGCAACGGCGGGCGGCUGCUGGUCGACCUGGCGUCGUGGGACGAGGCGGGCGAGAAGACGGACAGGGACAUGGCCGUCGUGCUUGUCAUGGCGACGGGUCUUGCUAUGCUCAAGCGCGAGGUUGACCGCCGGCGGGCGCAGCAGAUUGCUGUCAUGGCGGGCGUGGCUAGUUAGGGAUUGGGUAGGGAAGGGGGAGUGGAAGUGGAAGUGGAAGGGAAAGGGAGAGUGGAAGUGGAAGGGAAAGGGGCAGUGGAAGUGGAAGUGGAAGGGAAAGGGGGAAGUG
This is a messenger RNA of Lasiosphaeria miniovina, 1393 nucleotides long. RefSeq lists its product as uncharacterized. Bases 274 to 1284 code for a protein of 336 amino acids. Lineage: Eukaryota; Fungi; Ascomycota; Sordariomycetes; Sordariales; Lasiosphaeriaceae. The transcript has 3 exons. The record is from RefSeq and is a predicted model, not a curated record.